Molecule: messenger RNA, 2286 nt
Organism: Mobula hypostoma (lesser devil ray)
Lineage: Eukaryota; Metazoa; Chordata; Chondrichthyes; Myliobatiformes; Myliobatidae
Gene: mych
Product: myelocytomatosis oncogene homolog
Exons: 3
Coding region: 218-1201 (327 amino acids)
Biological process (GO): regulation of transcription by RNA polymerase II
Molecular function (GO): RNA polymerase II cis-regulatory region sequence-specific DNA binding; protein dimerization activity; DNA-binding transcription factor activity, RNA polymerase II-specific
Source: RefSeq, a predicted model, not a curated record
GGGUGGCGGAAGACGCGGGGCUCUGACCGCCCCUCCAGGGAGACUGGUGCCUCCCUCUCUCCGCGGCUGGGACGGGGGAGGACUCGGGGCUCUGACGGUCCCUCCCCGGGGCGGAGUUUGGGCACUUUUGGCGGGAGCGGAGCCGCAAAUAAAGAGCGGGAGCGGAGUGGAGCAGAGCGGAGCCCCGGAGAGCGGACACGGACGCCACCCAGUCACCAUGCCUGAAGGAACCACAGCUGCGUUGGAGGAACUACUGCCUACUCUGUUGGAUACCGAGGGCUGGCCGCGAGCCCGCGAGGAGCUGCUGCAGAUGUUGCCCACCCCUCCUCAGUCGCCCAAGGAUGGCCAGUCGUCAAGGGUGCCCUCCAAGUCAGACCAGCUGGAGCUGAUGUCGGAGCUGUUGCUGGAGGACGAGGACUUUGUAGAGCAGGGCCUACAGUGGGAAUUGGAGCCUGUAACCCAGGAUGGAGUGUGGGGCAGCCUGCUGGCCCAGGCUGAGCUGGACUGGCUGACGGAGUCCCUGCCCUUCUCCAGCUCCCUGCUGGCAGACAUCGAGGCCCAGAUCUUUCAGGCUCCGGUACUCAGCCCCCCACCACAGCACCCGGCUGGCAACCUGGAGCCAGACAGUGAGGCCCCAUUCCCCUGUGACAGCCUUCAGGCACUCGCGACCGAUUCAGAUGAGGAGGUCGAUGUGGUCAAUGUUGAGAAGCUGUCUCUGGCAGGGCGAAGUGAAGUGACUACUCCUGGGACGCGCUCACAGACUCUGUCCCGGGUCAGGCACUGUGCCCUGGACAUCCAUCAGCAACACAACUAUGCUGCUCCGUCACCUCUGCUGCCCCUGCCCCCCCUGCCAAAACGGGCCAGAACAGAUGGCUGCCUGCACUCGGCCAAGACCACCGGCUCGAGCUUUGGGCUCCGGGGGUCAGACUUCGAGGAGGAGGAGCGUCGGAGGACACAUAACAUUCUGGAGAGGCAGAGGAGGAACGAGUUGAAGCGUUGCCUGCUGGCUCUUCGGGACCAGAUGCCUGAUCUGUCCACCAACAGCAAGGCUUCCAAGGUGGUGAUCCUGCGGAAGGCCACUGAACUCGUUGGGCAGUUGCAGAGGGAGCAGCUCAAGCUGCAAGCUGAUAGGAAUCGUCUGCAGAGGAAACAGCAGCAGCUUCGACGUAGACUCCAGCGGCUCCACCGGGCGGCCAAGUAGGACAAAAAGUCUGCCGUUGCCCCGAGCCGCCUCUCACAGUGAGGGGGCUCACACUUUCCUGCUGCACCUGGACACAAAUAUUUGGAGGCUACCUCACCUGGCGCUUGGCUUAGGAGCCCCAGCCUUCGCUUCACCGUCCUGUCAACAAGCCAGGUUGGCAGGACUUUGUUCGUUCCAGGCAAAGGCCUCAGCUUCUCUGUGUCGAUUGUAUUUCUUUCUGUCUUCAAUCGUGUCGCUGUUGUCCAGCUUUAGAGGAGUACUGAAAAGUGCCAAUAUUUACGCCUGAAUGCUUCUGUCUAUGAUUGGCCCUGCCAGGGACCUUCGCACAGCAUACCCUACUCUUUCAGAGGAUGCUGAUGUUGAUGGGUGUGUUCAGGUUUCAUUCACUGAUGGGGUUAAACCUCUACCUCACAUUCACGUUGCAUCAGCACCUCCCCUCUCCCUGGGAAUGAGGAGAGGCUUCGACACACCCCUGGCCAACUGGGCAUCAGCAUUUGUGCCAUGUGCUGGGGCAGAAAAUGGCCGUUGGACUGGAGGUCUGGGCAUAAGCUGGGUGGACUGUCGGACUGUCUGUUGGACUGUCCUGGGGAUCAGAGUGUCUGUUGGUCUGUCCUGGGGGUCAGAGUGUCUGUUGGACUGUCCUGGGGGUCGGAGACUGUCUGUUGGUCUGUCCUGGGGGUCAGAGUGUCUGUUGGACUGUCCUGGGGGUCAGAGUGUCUGUUGGUCUGUCCUGGGGGUCAGAGUGUCUGUUGGACUGUCCUGUGGAUCAGAGUGUCUGUUGGACUGUCCUGGGGCUAGCCCUUGAGUGACCGCAGUUCCUGAUUUUAUGUUAUUUUGCUGCUGAUAAUUUAUCACCAGGCUGUGCACUGGUUCUGUUGUGUUUCUUUGAACAGUUUCUGUUGUUAUUAUUGCACAGACAUUGUUUGAAGUUUGUACCCUGGGCUUUAAGUUAUUUGUCUCUUCCUUUCUGGAUGGUUCUGUUGCUGUCUGAGUGUGUGGUACCGGAUGUUUCUGUUGUACAAAGCACUUUCUGUUCAGCGACCUGGCCACCAAUAAUUUCAGUAUUUCAUAAUGAAAUAAACACA